UAAACCUGUGUUCUGCGAGACUUCAACGUGAUUGCGCAGAAACGGAUGUUGGGUCGCCGUGAAGCCGAAGACGAAUAUAUUAACCUAGCGUGUAUUGUAACUGAAUCGUUAAUACUACUGAAAGCUACUAAGAAUGUUAAUCUCAGCUUUCAAGAAAAAUGGUUUUCCGGUUUGAAAUGUCAUAUCACUGCCAUGGUCAUCUUUAAACUUUUGUAAAUAUUGCCAAUCCCUCUGUGGAAUGUGUAAGUGUUAAUAAAAAUUGUUAUUUAGUAUCCUUGUUUCACGGAAACGGUGAUCAUCGAGAAAUUACCCAAUUAUUAGUCAGCACUGUGUUAUUUACGCAUUAGAAGGAUUCCGUCAUCCUAUUCCGAGUUAGAUAGUUAUAUCCUGUGAACUGAACUGUUGUGUUCAUUCUACGUGAAAGCAAUAACAGCAGUUGUCAUGAAUGCGGAGGAUAUUCACCGUCUUCGAGUCAAUCGUGUGGAGAUAGUAAGAGACUUGGAUGUGAAAUAUGUACUUAAUCACCUGAUUGCUAGUUUUGUGUUUGAUCCCGACGAUGACGAACGAAUUAAAGCAGAGAAAACUAACCAGGACAGAGUUUCCAAAUUACUGAACAUGCUUGAGAAAUCUUCCAAGGACAAUGCUUAUGUGGCGUUUCGCACAGCUUUAAUUGAACCAUACCCACAUUUGGUUGAAAAGUUAGAUGCUACCGUAAUCCCAACCAUCACAGAGAGUGAGACAAUGAACCAUGGUGUGCAAGAGGAUGCCAGUGGAAAAGCCGAGAUAUUGUCUGUAGAGCAGCAUCGAGAGGAACACUCUAGUUCUGGUAGCCCUGCUCAGGCUGCGUCCUCUGGCAGCAACUCCAAUGUUAUGAUGACCCAAAGUUCACAAAAGACAAGUACCACCAAUUAUGCCGAGGUUUCUGGAAAAGGGAAUUUUGUGGUCCUGGGUGGAAAUAACACCACAAUCAACAUUGGUCCAAAAAAGAAAGAACAUAAACGUUUUGGAUUUUUGCCAUCGUGGCAUAAAAAAUAA
Molecule: messenger RNA, 1035 nt
Organism: Saccoglossus kowalevskii
Lineage: Eukaryota; Metazoa; Hemichordata; Enteropneusta; Harrimaniidae
Biological process (GO): regulation of apoptotic process
Molecular function (GO): death domain binding; protease binding
Source: RefSeq, a predicted model, not a curated record